Pungitius pungitius (ninespine stickleback) is the source of this 4283-nucleotide messenger RNA. It is a transcript of the gene xylt2, whose product is annotated as xylosyltransferase II. The record is from RefSeq and is a predicted model, not a curated record. Bases 9 to 2627 code for a protein of 872 amino acids. Gene Ontology annotation, molecular function: protein xylosyltransferase activity. Gene Ontology annotation, biological process: heparan sulfate proteoglycan biosynthetic process; chondroitin sulfate proteoglycan biosynthetic process. NCBI's taxonomy places the organism in Eukaryota, Metazoa, Chordata, Actinopteri, Perciformes, Gasterosteidae. Gene Ontology annotation, cellular component: membrane. The transcript is spliced from 11 exons.
UUGGAAAAAUGGUGGCCAGCGACCGAGUACAGAAGCUGCUCCGACGAUAUAAACUAGCCAUUGCCGCCGCACUAACUAUCCUCCUGGUCCAAGGGCUCGUGGUAUGGAGCCUGAGAAGUCUGGAAGAAGGCGAGGCAGAGAGAAAAACCCGCUGGUCUAAGCUGCCGGACAGCCAGGACCCCAAAAGAGACCCCUCAGUUUGGGAGAAACAAAACUCGUUGUCGGGGAGGAACCGCGGGAGAUGGAGCGGCCGGUCGGAGAGGACGGGGGGCACGGCGGCCAGCGCGCUGAGGAGGGGCUCCAGCCGCAAGGUCGAAAAGCCCGGCGUCAGGCCGAAGCCUGCCCUGCAGCUGGGGCAGGACGCCGCGGGCCCCCACGACCCGUCCAGCAGCCGGAACUUUAGCGACACGCGAGGGGGGGCCGACGGAGCGGCCAAGCCCCUGACUGGCGGCAUGCCGGGGGAGACGGGCAGCGUGGACGGGGCGCACCAGGCCCCCAGCAGCGGCUUCGUGCCCAAGUGCAACAUCGGAGGCAAGGACGCGCUGUCGGCCAUCCAUCGCGCCGGGUCGCAGCGGUGCCGGCAGGAGAUCGCCAACAUCGUGUGUCAGCACCAGGCCGGGAAGCUCAUGCCGGGCGCGCUCCCUCAGUUCUGCCCACAGCUCGCUGUAUCGAAUCAGGUGCAGGACUACGGCGAGCUGGACAACAGCCUGCCCAAAGUGAAGAACCCGGUCCGAGUGGCCUUCGUCCUGAUGGUCCACGGCCGAGCUGUGCGGCAGCUCAAGCGGCUCAUCAAAGCCAUAUAUCACCGUGACCACUACUACUACAUCCACGUGGACCAGCGGUCCGGCUACCUGCACCGGGAGGUCCUGCAGAUCGCCCAGCAGUACCCGAACAUACGAGCCACGCCCUGGCGGAUGGUCACCAUCUGGGGAGGGGCCAGCCUCCUGAAGGCCUACCUACGCAGCAUGCAGGACCUGCUCUCCAUGCUGGACUGGAAGUGGGACUUUUUCAUCAAUCUCAGCGCCACAGACUUCCCCACGAGGACCAAUGAUGAACUCGUGUCGUUCCUGUCGCAGCAAAGAGACAAGAACUUCCUGAAGUCCCACGGGAGAGAAAACGCCCGGUUCAUUAAGAAGCAAGGCCUCGACCGUCUCUUCCACGAGUGCGACAACCACAUGUGGCGCCUCGGCGAGCGAGGCAUCCCCGAAGGCCUCGACGUCUCCGGCGGCUCCGAUUGGUUCGCGCUCACCCGCCGCUUCGUGGAGUACGUCAUCGGCUCCCAGGACGCCCUGGUUUCGGGGCUGAAGCAGUUCUAUUCCUACGCGCUGCUCCCCGCCGAGUCCUUCUUCCACACGGUGCUCGGGAACAGCCACAUGUGUGACACCCUGGUGGACAACAACCUGCGAGUCACCAACUGGAACCGUAAGCUGGGCUGUAAAUGCCAGUACAAGCACAUCGUGGACUGGUGCGGCUGCUCCCCCAACGACUUCAAACCACAAGACCUCAUCCGGAUCCAGCAAUUGACCCGUCCGACAUUCUUUGCACGCAAGUUUGAGUCUUCGGUGAACCAGGAGGCCAUAGACAUCCUGGACACUCACCUGUACGGCCAGUACGCGCCGGGCACCGCCGCCAUCAAGGCGUACUGGGAGAGUCUGUUCGAGCAGUCGGAUGGCGUCGGCUCGCUCGGCGACGCGGCGCUCACCGCCUACACCGCCUUCUCUCGUCUGGGCGUGAGGAAUCUGGAAAGCACGCAGAGCGACGUGGAGGCCUGCAGGUUAGAACCAGUAGGCCACCCUCUAUCAGUGCACGUUUACUUUUAUGACGACCGGUUCCAAGGAUAUCUGGUGCGUCAGGAAGUCCAGGCUGUGGGUUCAAAGGUCAAGGAGACGCUGGAGAUGUGGGCAGUGCCCCAAGCCACGCUUGUCCUCGAGACGAACCUGAAGGAGUUUGAAAGGCUCAAGAACCUGGAAAUCGGCACGGAGUGGGAUCCUAAAGAGAGGAUCUUCCGGAACUUUGGGGGCAUCAUCGGCCCUUUGAGCGAACCCCUGGCGGUCCAGAAGUGGGCACGUGGUCCCAACCUCACGGCCACCGUGGUGUGGAUCGACCCGGCUCUCGUGGUGGCCGCCUCCUACGACAUCACGGUGGACGUGGACGCAGAGUACACCCAGUACAAGCCCGCGCUGCAGCACCCGCUGCGGCCCGGCACCUGGACGGUCCGGGUGCUGAAGCAGUGGGAGCGCGUGGCGGAGGUUCGCUUCCUCGUCCUGCCCUUAACCUUCAAAGACAAGGAGCCGCUGCGCAGAGAAGAGGACAGCUGGCUCCAUGCGGGUCCUUCGGGGAACUUGUACCUGGAGCAGAGCUUCCAGCAGCUGAGCGCCGUCCUGAAGCUGCCUCCGCAGGGGACGGCCAUGCAGGAGGCCCAGCGGAAGGCCCGGCUGGUGGGUCGGCCCCUUGAAGCCUGGGCGGACAGCAGCGUGGGGACCUUCUGGGUCGCAGGCGGCCUGUGCGCCGCAGAGUCCUCGUCCUGCCCAGCCGUGGGACCCUGCCGCGAGACCUCCUGGAGCUCCCUGUCCCCGGACCCCAAGUCGGAAAUGGGCCCGGUCAAAAGCGACGGGCGGAUCAGGUAGCCCCCGACAGAGGAGAGACGGUGGACUGAGAGGGGAGCUGGACCUGUGAGGGCACAUAAACGGGCCGGUGGUCCUGCACCGGGGGGGUCGGGACGUCCUCAGUGAAGUGGUAAUCCAGACCUAAAAGGGCAGGAUGUGGCUGCUGGUAAUUUGCACAUAGACGGUGGGAUUGUUCGCUGAAAUGGACACAACUAUGUAUAGUUUUAUUUUUUCCCCAGUCUGGGGGCCUCUGUGCACAGUUUUCAUAUUUUUCUCCACUUUGAAAGAAUCAGGAAGCGUUUGUCAAAACUCCACUGGAGGCUCUUCUUCAUUUCAAGGCAGAGCGGAACCUCUGGGUGAUGUCGGUGUGCUUGUUUUGAAGCCUUAUUGUUAUGUGUGAGCAUGAGGAGCAGACGGAUGAAGUGCACUUUACUGUCGGGCUGUAAUGUUAAACAGGGGGGGAGGGGUCACGGAUGAGGUCACUUCACUUUCAAACCGCACACACACACACACACACACACAUAUAAGAUGAGAGAGUGUAUGGAGAGUAUUUAAUGUGUAGUUCUGUUUACUGUGACAUCAUUGAACAUGUUUGUUGUAUGUAUUUGUUUAGUCUGUUAGUUCUCUGAACUGAAGUGUUAAGUUGUCUUUGAGGUCCAUCGCUGCAAAAACCACACAAUCGUUUUUUGUUUUUUUUUAAGAUUCCUAUCGUAAGGAGUCAUUUUCCAAGUUCAGUUUCCUGUGAAUUUGAUCGGUGGGCGUUUUGGUUUCCAGACUUCUUUUAAAUUUUAAGUGAAUAGUUUAGUUUGCGUUCUUGUCCAGAGUUAAGUGAGAAGAUGGAUACGCAUCUUUAGUGUUGUAACUACGAGGCAGAAGCUGGCUAACUUAGCUUAGCACAAAGGCUAGAAAAUGCUGUCCUGGUUUCCAUGGGGAACCCAAUCAGCCUCCCAGUAACUAUCCAAAGCUCAGUCUUUAGUUUGAAAACCUAUUUUUACGGUUUCCUUUGGUCGGAAGCGGGCUAGCUUCAUCGUGCUAAGCUAUCGGUCUGAAUGCGUGUAUUUCCCAAAAUGUUGAACUUUUUUUUAAAUUUUUUUUUAGAUUCAUGUCUUUUAAAUUGCUCGGACAAAAGGUAAAUGUUCCCGUGCACCACUUCAUGCUUGUGGUCUUCAUUUCACCUCCCACGAUGCAUUUCUACUCAACCCAGAUGUAAAACACUUCACUGUAUGUCUGUGUUUUAAUGAUGGCGUGAUUGAGGGAAUCUAAGCUGCCUUCACUUAGUGAGAAGAAAUGUUUACUAAAGGAUUAUAGCUGCAAUGAAUGCCUUUUCAGAGUUAGACAGUGACCCCCCCCCCCCCCCCCAAACCCUCAAUCCCACAUCUGUCUUAGUUCUUUUUUUUUAACCUUAUUUUAAACUUUCUUAAACAAUAGAUGGCCACCAUAUGGGUUUUCAAGUGACCUUGUUUAACUUGCGCAUUACAGUGAAGCCCCCGUUUUAUUGAUGAGAGCGAUGGGCGGAUAUGAUGUUAUUUUUCUACGCUGUGUGUGUUUGUUGUCCGUUCAUCUCCACUGUUAACGAUUAACGAUUGCUGUCUACUGAAGGAGGUACUCAACGCUGCUGCCUGCUCACCCUCGUUUGAAGCAGACCAGGUGUGUUUUUGGGGGCGGGGGGGGGGAUGG